Messenger RNA from Olea europaea var. sylvestris, 967 nucleotides. RefSeq lists its product as uncharacterized. The transcript is spliced from 3 exons. Lineage: Eukaryota; Viridiplantae; Streptophyta; Magnoliopsida; Lamiales; Oleaceae. The record is from RefSeq and is a predicted model, not a curated record. The coding region runs from base 49 to 861 and encodes 270 amino acids.
GCCCCGACUACCCACCAAAGAACUCCCCCAAAAAGCCACAGAACAGCCAUGAGAAUAAGGAAGCACGCCAUGAUUUGUCCACUGAUGUACGCAGCAUCUUCACUGAAACCUGGAACCGUGAUUCAAUGCCGGUUAAAUAUGUCCCCUUGGGACGUUAUGAAUUUUUCGCCACCACUGCCUUCACCGUCGUUCCAGGUGAAUGGAACUGAUAAUUUAGCGAAAAAUGGGAGCUUGGGAGAAUCUAAUGCAGCUUUUCAGAGUGCUGCAUCACCGAAAAUUGCUGCGGACGAUGGACAAACUGGAGAGAUCAAAGCUGGAAAAUGGGAUAAUUCCAACGGCGAUGAAGGCAAUGUGGGCGGCUCUGCCCAUGAUAACUCGGAUGAAGGCCCUGCAAAUCCCGGGUUAAAGAAGGAAAAGGAGAUUAUAUAUUGUGCCAAGACAGAUGGAAAAGCAUGGAAAUGCAAGAAUGAGGCGGCCGAAGGGAACUCUUUGUGCAAGCACCACUUUUCUCAAGUCCGAAACUACUACUCGGCCCUUCCAACGACGAAGCAUCAAGAUAAGGAGGCAGCUGACUCUAAGCACAGGCCACGGGCCAAGAAGGCAGCUUCAACAUCAAAUCCGAAUGAAUUUUACUACUAUUCGGGAUUUGGACCACGAUGGGGCAAGAAGAGAGGCGGGAAGAGUCUGGACGUCCCUAAAAAUGUUGAGCAAGAACGUGAAAUGAUACAACCCACAUUCUCUCAAAUCAACAAUGAAGAAUUCGAGAUCGAGUAUGAGGUAGAAGAUGAGGAGGGUGGCAAUAGUGGGAGGAAAAAAGCCCGAAAGCCUAUUAAAGCAAGAUCACUAAAGUCUCUAAUGUGAUUGGAAGGAAAACUUGUGUAAAAACUAAAAAUGUGUGGUUUUUAAUAAUUUUGUGGCCCAUACUUUGACUAGUAAGGGUAAUAUUGCACUUUCAUUUAAUGCAAUG